ACGUCCUCCACCGUCCACCGACGAGCUACUGUUUAUCUCGUCGGUGCAUCCUCCGAUUAUUUCUAUUCUUUCUAGCUGCACUACGUUCUAUCUUUCUUGUACUAAAAACAAGUUAGACAUAUGGAUAUACUGGAGAAAAAAGGAAAACAGAGAUAAAGUGUAUAGAGAAUUUAGCUACAAAGAACAAACAUUGAUGAUCGAGGUGUUGCAUCAGUUGCAUGUCUGUUCUGAUACACACCACGAUGUGUACAGGGUGACGCAAUCUACAUUGAUCAUACCGUGACUCGCCGCCGAUUCGCCGGCGUGGAUACUUGUUAUUUGAGCACUCUAUACGUUUUUAAAUAACAUCGUGGAAUUUCAACAUGAGUAUCUCGAACUACGUUUCAUGCGUUCUGCAGCUCUGUUUCCCGUAGAUAUCUAUUUCUCGUCAUGGAUGAGCCACCGGAAAAAUUACCGUGCAAUACGCUAACGGCCAAAGAAUUGUUGUGCAACAAGGGUAUCAGCAAUUGCAUACUGCAAGAAUUGGAGAGGUCCUUGAUAACUUUACCUAAAAGUGGGAAGAAGCAUUUCGAACCCGAUAACUCUUGGCUCCAAAAUGUUCAGAUUGAGAAGGGACUCAAAAAUCGUAGAGACUUGUUAAAAAUCGAGAGAGUCGAACGUAUCUCAGAGUUAGCCAGUGCCGAGUGGCUACCAUCCCAAAAGAGAGCCAUUGUUACUAAAAGAUCUGGUCAGGAUUGGAGCAAUUUUGGUCUGGAAAAAAACGGUUCCUUAUACCUGCUACCGGAGGAAGCAUUAUUUCUCAUAGAAACGAAUUGUCUCGAACUCAUUUGGAAUGGAUUGUCAUGCUCAGUCCAGCAAGCAUACGAAAUCUUGAUCGAUAACUCGACGUGUACCCUGGAAGAAUAUAGGGUUUACAGUCAAUUGACACGGUAUGGCUACCGUAUACAGCGCUACUUCUACGAAGAGUCAGACAAAUGCAACAGAUCAGAUGAGUCUACUUCCACUAAACGGAAAAUUAUUGUUGAGCCUGAGACCGGACUGAGAAUGUCUGACAACCAACCACAGAACAAGCGGACCACAAGGACAUCAAAACUAACUUUAGCGGAGAAUGUGCCGGAGACCUCGGAUAAAUCCUCGGCCAGUCUCAAUAUAAAAGACCACGAGAAGACUGCUGUGCAAGAAUCUGUAAAACAAACGGUAUCUAAUCUAGUAGAUCAGAUGCUGUGUAACAUAGAAAGUUGCGAAAAUGACUGUGAAAAUAAACCAGACACUUCGCAAGUGGCGGAAAACAAUACGACAGAAAACGCUAGAAACGGCGAAGAGAAAGCUCGAAAUUCUAAGCCAGAAAUAAUUUCCAACGAGACUUUGUUAGGCAAUAUCAAAAUUCUCAGAGACACAUCGUGCAAAGUAUCAAAGUGGCCGGGUUCUCGCAUUCAGCGUAAUGUGAAGCAGAUGCCUAAGAGGAACGAUAAUAAGGUAUCACCUCCGGAAAUUUCUAUAAUCGAUACCGGUGUCACGGAUGAAAAUCCCAGGCAUACAGAGAAGCGGAAGGUAUUGACGCAAAUUGAUGAGUUACACGCGAAGAAGUCAAAGCACGAGGUGAUUGAGUUGUCUGAUGAUGAGAUUCAGGAAUUGCCACGUUGUAUGACAAGAAUGGAAAUGUUGAAUCUGCUGCCGAAUAUCGCCGUCCAAUCGGAAAUUAACGAGAAAAUUUCCAGGCGAUAUAUACCACACAGUAUAAGGCCCCAGAAGAGCAUAUAUCGAUACGAUCGGACGAUGCUCUUAAAUAUGCAGGAAAACGACAAACGAGCGCGACAGAAUUACAAGGAUGAUAGAACUAACGCGAGACAAAACGCGUCCCACUCUAGGAGUCCCCUUGCCAUUAGUAACAGGAGUGCUCUGUUGCAAACUCCACGCUCACCGUUGCGCAGUUCAUCGCGAUCGUUUUACGCUGUGGACCAGAUACACGGAACGAACUUCAGCUUGCCUUACGCAUACAGAUUUCCAUUCAACUAUCUCCCGGACGUUUAUAUGCAGAAUAGAGUCACGCAGAAUGUGUUUCACAAUUUAUUUGUCGCCUUCGGGAACCAUGGGAACACCGUUCAGCAAAGAAGUCUCACCAUACAGACGAACAAUUUCAUGAUGCCGAUGAUAGACGGAUACCGUACGAGAAAUUUCUUCACGGAGAAUCACCUCCGACACGGUUUCUAUCAGAAUGUUUCGUGGCAGCAAAGAUUUUGUCAGCGCAGAACGAUGGAGAACGCGUCGGUGCACGGCAGUGCGCAUCCUGCUGCGAGACGACGACACGAUGACGCCAAUAGUCUAGUCGGCCACGAGAUCAUUAAUCGACCUACCUUUACGACACGUCUAGGAGCUAGCUCGUGGACGGAAUUGAAGAGAAGAUGGUCCGAAGAGAAAACCAUCACGAUCGACGACGAGGUCGACGUUUGUAAAAAUAUGAACGAAAGUGAGGAAGAUGAAGUGCAAGUCGUGAGGCUUCUCAAUCCUUUGGUCGGUCCGAGAAACGCGUCCUCGUUGACAGAAAUCUUCAGUAAGCUCGCUAUAAUAAAAUCGGCGCCGGAAAGAAUCGUUCGAAGGAAAAAGAGCAAACACAAGAUAUCGUACAACGUGUAUUCCUGUACACGUCAUUAUAGAAAGGCGAAUCCCGGUCAACCAUUGUACAGCCUGGUAGUGAUAAGAAAAGAAGACUCGAUCCUACAACCUGUUGAGUUGAAUCGCCUGCAGCAAGACGCGAAAGGUUCUCAGAUAAUAUUAGCACAUGUGUCAAUGUCGAUAUCGUAUAUUCAGCCAGGUAUUAUAACGAUGCCAAACAUAAUUUAAACUUUUCAUUCAAACACAUUGCUUAAAAUAAUUUUAAAGUCAGUAACGUUUAUAUAUAUGUAUGUCAAAGAUUAUCCUGUAAGAACCAUGAAUUUUUUGUUAUCUUAUUAAUAAACUUUUAUAUACUUAUAAAAGA
Molecule: messenger RNA, 2977 nt
Organism: Wasmannia auropunctata (little fire ant)
Lineage: Eukaryota; Metazoa; Arthropoda; Insecta; Hymenoptera; Formicidae
Gene: Tsen54
Exons: 5
Coding region: 430-2841 (803 amino acids)
Biological process (GO): tRNA-type intron splice site recognition and cleavage
Cellular component (GO): tRNA-intron endonuclease complex
Source: RefSeq, a predicted model, not a curated record